Pleuronectes platessa (European plaice) is the source of this 6587-nucleotide messenger RNA. RefSeq names its product calcium-activated potassium channel subunit alpha-1. Gene Ontology annotation, biological process: potassium ion transport; transmembrane transport. NCBI's taxonomy places the organism in Eukaryota, Metazoa, Chordata, Actinopteri, Pleuronectiformes, Pleuronectidae. Gene Ontology annotation, molecular function: large conductance calcium-activated potassium channel activity. Gene Ontology annotation, cellular component: postsynaptic membrane. Bases 692 to 4498 code for a protein of 1268 amino acids. The record is from RefSeq and is a predicted model, not a curated record. The transcript has 32 exons.
CUUCCCGACAGAUGGAUGUGACAGGCGGCUCCAGGAGCGAGGAUCCCUCCGAAUGAAACCAGGGCUCGCCCCGACACACCGUCGAUUUCCCACCCCGUUUUUAACGCGACGUCUCCCGGGAAGAGAGAGGAUCGAUAUGACGCACGAGCCUCCGAGGCGAGCGGCGCAUUCAACAGUGCGCGGAGCAUCCGAGAAGCUGUGGAACAAGGUGGAGGAGUGAAGCAUCCAUCCGUCCAUCCGUGCACCGCCUCCUCUCCUCUCCUUCCACGACAGCACCUUCCACUCUCUCCUCGGCGGGAUCGUGACUUUAUGUGUAGGGGAAGUUUCGCGACAGAUUUGUAUUUUUUUAUUUUUACGCACAGAAUCAGACAGACGCAGCCAUGGCCGCGCAUCGCUGAGGCGCACCACUGAGUCUCCAUUUCAGAGGAAGUUUAUUAUUUUUGUAUGACUGUUAGUUCGUGCACCAUCGACUCAACUUGCUCGUCCCAGUCGCUCCCAGUGAAGCCAGAUGCGAGGGGCCGAGGGGCGGGCGGCGCUUUGACUCGACAUGGCUGAGCCUCGGGGGCAUCAGGGGGCGCUGGCUGGAGCUCCCCAGGGCGCCUGAAGCCCACUUGAGUUGCUGGUUUCGUGUUUUGGGGGGUAUAGUGGGUGGGUUGUUGGGUUGGAGCUGGCAGGCGACUACCGGGCGACAAUGCCGAAGAACCGGGAGCGAUUCACGCCGGACCCGUCCAUCCACAUGUCCAAGAUGAGCGUGAUCAUCCCCUUCUCUCCAGAUGUGCCCUGUGACAGCCACGGGCAGCGGAUGUGGUGGGCUUUCCUCGCCUCCUCCAUGGUCACCUUCUUCGGGGGUCUCUUCAUCAUCCUGCUGUGGAGGACCCUCAAGUACCUGUGGACCGUGUGCUGCCACUGUAACGCCAAGAAGAAGAAGAAGGAGGUCCAUCGGAUCAUCACGGUCGAUGGCGUCAAACUGAAGGACGACGUGGCUGCCAGCGAGGUGGGCUGGAUGACCUCCGUCAAAGACUGGGCCGGAGUCAUGAUAUCCGCUCAGACACUGACGGGAAGAGUCCUGGUGGUCCUCGUAUUUGCUCUCAGCAUUGGAGCGCUUGUAAUAUACUUCAUAGAUUCCUCUGAUCCCAUCGAGUCCUGUCACAACUUCUACAAGGACUUCACGCUGCAGAUCGACAUGGCGUUCAACGUGUUCUUCCUGCUCUACUUCGGCCUCCGAUUCAUCGCUGCCAACGACAAGCUGUGGUUCUGGCUGGAGGUGAACUCGGUGGUGGACUUCUUCACGGUUCCUCCGGUGUUCGUGUCGGUGUACCUGAACAGGAGCUGGCUUGGCUUGAGAUUUUUAAGGGCCUUAAGGUUGAUACAGUUCUCAGAGAUUUUACAGUUUUUGAAUAUACUCAAAACGAGCAACUCAAUAAAGCUGGUGAACCUGUGUUCAAUCUUCAUAAGCACAUGGCUGACCGCGGCCGGCUUCAUUCACUUGGUGGAAAACUCAGGGGAUCCUUGGGAAAAUUUCCAAAAUUCCCAGGCUCUCUCCUACUGGGAAUGUGUCUACUUGCUCAUGGUCACAAUGUCCACUGUGGGAUACGGAGAUGUUUAUGCAAAGACCACCCUCGGCCGCCUGUUCAUGGUCUUCUUCAUCCUCGGUGGAUUGGCCAUGUUUGCGAGCUACGUCCCUGAAAUCAUAGAGUUAAUAGGAAACCGAAAGAAAUAUGGUGGUUCCUAUAGUGCGGUUAAUGGGAGAAAGCACAUCGUGGUCUGUGGUCAUAUAACACUGGAGAGUGUGUCCAACUUUCUAAAAGACUUCCUACACAAGGACAGGGAUGAUGUCAAUGUAGAAAUUGUUUUUCUUCAUAAUAUCUCCCCUAAUCUUGAGCUGGAAGCCUUGUUCAAGCGACACUUCACCCAAGUGGAGUUUUACCAAGGGUCGGUCCUGAACCCACACGACCUGGCCAGAGUGAAGAUCGAAUCUGCUGACGCCUGUUUGAUCUUAGCCAACAAAUACUGCGCUGACCCCGAUGCUGAGGAUGCGUCCAACAUCAUGAGGGUUAUCUCCAUCAAGAACUACCAUCCAAAGAUCAGAAUAAUCACUCAGAUGUUGCAGUACCACAAUAAGGCCCACCUGCUGAACAUCCCCAGCUGGACCUGGAAGGAGGGCGACGACGCCAUUUGCCUCGCUGAGCUCAAACUGGGCUUCAUCGCCCAGAGCUGCCUGGCUCAAGGGCUCUCCACCAUGCUGGCCAACCUGUUCUCCAUGAGGUCCUUCAUCAAGAUCGAGGAGGACACGUGGCAGAAGUAUUACCUGGAGGGCGUGGCUAAUGAGAUGUACACUGAGUACCUGUCCAGUGCCUUCGUGGGCUUGUCUUUCCCUGUUAUUUGCGAACUCUGCUACGUGAAGCUGAAGCUGCUGCUGAUCGCUAUCGAGUACAAGUCUGACAUAAGAGAAAGCAGCACUCUGAUCAACCCUGGGAACCACGUGAAAAUGCAGGAGGGAACCUUGGGCUUCUUCAUCGCCAGCGAUGCCAAAGAAGUAAAGAGGGCGUUGUUUUACUGUAAAUCCUGCCACGACGACAUAUCUGAUCCCAAAAGAAUAAAGAAAUGUGGAUGCAAGAAAUCCAAGAUGGCCGCCUACAAGAAAAUAAGACUGGCAUGCUGUUUUGAUUGCGGGCGCUCAGCAGAGCGGGGCUGCUCGUGCAUGCCGGUUAAUGUGCGUUGUAACGUGGACUCCUCUCAACACGACAUCCCACUCUCUGCUGUCUCUGUUAAUGAUUGCUCAACCGCAUUACGUGCCUCUAAAAAUAGCUACAAUGGAUAUAUCAAAUCAAUCGAAGAGGACCAGCAGUCGGCGCUGUCGCCCAAAAAGAAGCAACGUAAUGGAGGCAUGAGGAAUUCUCCCAACUCCUCGCCGAAGAUCAUGAGACAUGACCCACUCGUCGUCCCCGGGACCGAGCAGAUUGAGAACAUGGACGAGAACAUAAAGAAAUACGACUCGACGGGGAUGUUCCACUGGUGCCAGUCAAAAGACAUCGAGAAGGUCAUGCUGACCCGGAGCGAGGCGGCCAUGACUGUCCUGAGUGGUCACGUGGUCGUGUGCAUCUUCGGAGACGUGAAAUCAGCCUUGAUCGGCCUCCGGAACUUUGUGAUGCCGCUGCGAGCGAGCAACUUUCACUACCACGAGCUGAAGCACAUCGUGUUCGUCGGCUCGCUGGAGUAUCUGAAGCGCGAGUGGGAGACUCUUCACAACUUCCCCAAACUCUCUAUUCUGCCCGGCACACCGUUGAGUCGGGCAGAUCUGAGGGCUGUCAACAUCAACCUCUGUGACAUGUGUGUCAUCCUGUCGGCCAAUCAGAACAAUAUUGACGACGCAUCACUGCAGGACAAAGAAUGCAUCUUGGCGUCACUCAACAUCAAAUCCAUGCAGUUUGACGACAGCAUCGGGGUCUUGCAGGCUAAUUCCCAAGGCUUCACACCACCGGGGAUGGACCGAUCGUCUCCUGAAAACAGCCCCGUCCAUGGAUUAGUGAGGCAGACGUCUGUCACCACAGGAGCAAACAUUCCCAUCAUCACAGAACUAGCACCAUUAGCAAAUCCGGGCAAAAAAGUGCCUGUGAUUUCAUUCAGUCAGGAUAAGAGCAGUGGGAUCAACAUACAAAUGAUCACGGAGCUGGUGAACGACUCAAAUGUUCAGUUCCUGGACCAAGAUGACGACGACGACCCCGACACGGAGUUGUACCUCACUCAGCCGUUCGCCUGUGGGACGGCGUUUGCAGUCAGUGUGCUGGAUUCCUUAAUGAGCGCUACAUACUUCAAUGAUAAUAUCCUCACCUUGAUCCGGACGCUGGUAACAGGCGGGGCGACCCCGGAGCUGGAGGGGCUGCUGGCGGAGGAGAACGCGCUGCGUGGUGGCUACAGCACGCCACAGACCCUGGCGAACAGGGACAGGUGUCGCGUGGCACAGCUGGCCUUGUACGACGGGCCCUUUGCCGACCUGGGGGACGGAGGUUGUUAUGGCGACCUGUUUUGCAAAGCCCUGAAGACUUACAACAUGUUGUGUUUUGGAAUCUACCGGCUACGAGACGCACAUUUAAACGGACAAACCCAAUGCACCAAACGGUACGUCAUAACCAAUCCGCCCUAUGCGUUUGAGCUGGUGCCCUCCGACCUGAUAUUCUGCCUGAUGCAGUUUGACCACAACGCCGGCCAGUCUCGGACCAACCUCUCCCACUCGUCCCAUUCCUCCCAUUCCUCCAGCAAAAAGAGCUCCUCCGUCCACUCCAUCCCGACCAUCAACCGCACCAACCGCGCCAAGAGCCGGGACCAACGAGAGAAACAAAAAAAAAAGACAUGGUUUACAGAUGAGCCGGAGACUCCCCAGCCGAGGACCAUACAGAUCAAGCCUGUGAAUACGCUCGCCGUCAACCAAGUCAGUCAGUACAAACCCACGAGCAGCCUGAUCCCACCCAUCAUCAGAGAGGCGGAGGACGAGUGCUGAGCUCGGGGACCCGCGCUGACACCUGGAUGCAUGUGGGUGUCAGACCCGGAUCCAGGAUCUCCUCUCACCUGCAAAGCCACGGACGCAUCAGUCGACAUCAGAUGACACAAGGACAGCAACUUUCUUGUGUUUCUCAUAUUAAAUUUUUUCCAUUCACCUCUGCAGCAAUUAUUGUACAAGCAGUCGAACAUAAAAUGUAGAUCCAGAAAAACAUAGAGAAGCAUCACAACCCCUGACAGUCGUGACCUGACUCCAUGACCUUUUCUUUUUUUGUUCCAUCUUGGGGAAUGAGGGUCACUCGAAGAGACCAACUAUAAAAAAAAAAAAAGGUGACUAUUAUAAUUAUCGGAUCAAGAUCGUUGCUUUUGUAAAAGUUGCCUUUGUAGCUGUCGAUGAACAUCAACCCACGACUUUCACGUGCUCCACCCGGUGUUGCCGAGUUUGUUCUGUACAGUGUGUUUCAAUGAGUAUAUUUCACAUCCAGCUGCAACCCCCCCACCACAAUGGCGGAGUCAGUGACUGAGUCUUCGCCAUUUGGAGCUAAUUCACAACAUUUGUGACGGUAACGAUCGGCCGGUGUCCAUGUGUAAAUGGCAUUUGGCUUCAGCCUUAUCUCUAUCCAUUUAUAUUUGUCUUAUCUUUUUAGCCUUUUUAUUUCUUUUCUUUUUGGUUGAGUCGUUUGUUGUUAUGUUUUCAUGUCACUGUUUCGGUUGCAAUGUCCAAAAAUCGCCGAAAUCUUACAGAGGGAAGAUUUGAGGUUGCACCAGGGGUUGGGAAUAGGCUUUUUUUAAAUCUUUAAUUUUUUGUGUUAAUAGCCAAAUAUGAUAGAGCUGUUUCAAUCUUGCAUAGUUUUAAUACAACAAUAGCGUUUUUCCUUUACUAACUACACCACAGACAGCAAAGCCAAAUACUAGGAUAGAGCAUGAGUCUGUGGGUGAGCUGACUGUGAAGCCACAUAUCGCAUGAAGUGGGCACCUUCAAUUCCUCCGUUGGCCGAAAGCACUGCCCGACACAGGAUUGUCUUGGAGCCCAUUAAGUGCUUGUAUGUCCUUCAAGACCAAUCUUUAGACCUUACUCAGACACGCCCAUGCUUUGUGUAGAUACAAUAAAUAUCAAUAAAUAAAAUAAACAGCUCUAUCAUUAAAGAAAAAGGGUUUUUGGCUAUUCUUGUUUUUUUAGUUAUAUUCUGUUGGUUUGGUGAUCGAUUACACAUCUGAUGUUUCCAUAAAACAAAACAAUUAAUACACGUCUGAUCAUUUGUUUCAGUUUGUAAGCACAUGAGUUAUUAAUCGUGUCUUAUUUGAAUAAUAGACCAUAGCUAUAAUGACACUGUUGUCACUUUACUCCAGAAUCAAUCAAGGGGAAGUUCUAAAAAACUUAAUAAAGAAGCAAAACGAAAGCAAUCCAUUACGUCCUUUGAUUGUGAUGCGUCACAGCUUAUGAGAGGAUUGGUGUUGAAGUUCAAAAAAAAAAGCAGGAGGUUUAGAUAUUUGUUGUAAUGUGCCGGGCAGUGCUGAGGCCAUCGGAGGAUUCCUUAAGUCCCACUUUUGCGAAAAGAGGCUUCUAGUUUAACUGGAUUUAAGCAAAAUGUCCAGUUUAUUGCUGUGAGAAUGAGAAUUGAACUUUUCCCCGUUUUGCUUCCCAUCAAAAACCAUUCUGUUAUUCUCUGGAGUUAAAAAAAAAAUAUAUGAAAAAGUCUUAAAACUAUUUUUUAAACGAUCCAUCAUCUAUAGCAGAGCCAUGAUUUUUUAUGUACUCUUCGAAUCUAUAAAGCUUAAUGUAAAGUAUUUCUUUCUAGUGUGUGUGUGUUGUUUGACAGAUUUUCUUGUUGCCAGUACCUGUGGGGGGGGGAGAGACACGUUUGGCAUUGCAGUCUAGUUUGUAUUAUUUUGUGAUUCUUCUAUUUUAUUUUUUAGCACAUUGACUUGUGGACACGAUGACAGUGCUAAGUUGAUAUUUCUGACUAUGUCACAAUACCCAAUUAAAGAAUACAGUUUAUUGUCUUGUACAAAUAGGCUUGUACAUAAAUUGUACAUGAUUUCAUUUUGUAUUUUCACAGAUUAAAAAAGCUGACGUAUCGUGUUCUACA